AUGCCUGCAGUCACUGAAAUCGCGGCCCUUCACCUCAAGCCUGGUACAGACUGGACCAUUGCUACAGAGAAGGUGACAACGCGUAUCUUGCCCAAGGCCGGUUGCUUGCGAGUACGGUACUCUCAGAAGAUAGAAGACCCGGAACAGGUUGUCUUUUUUAUUGACUGGGAGGAUGUCUCGGCGCACCAGGCUGUCAUGAAGUCAGAGGCCUACGGUCCCUUCUUGGAGGAAAUGAUGCAGCUAGUUAGAGCAGACCCCGUCGUCUAUCACGUUCCGUUUGAGCCAUUUCCGGCGACUGUUCUCAACAACGAGGAUGGAAAGGGAAAGACCCCUAUUGCAGAGGUUCUCCAUGCAUACUUCCCUGCCGACAUCUCCAUGGUUCAGCAGCAGGAGGCUCUCAUCAAAGUUCAACAGUUCAUCGAUGAGAGCAAGCCGGUAGCCCAAGGCUUCAGUGGCGAGACAGCACAUGGUUUUGUGUUGGAGGAGGUCGAUUUCAAGGAUGAGAGAUGCCGCGCGUUGGUUGUUGUCCUAGGAUGGGAAAGCCUGGAGGCCCACAAGGCAUAUCGUGAGACUGAGGACUUCAACAGAACCAUCCCGUUGCUGAGAGGGAUGGAGGGACUUAAAGGGAUGCAGGUCUUUCAUGUGAGUAACCAUGUUGUCACUAGAUAA
Messenger RNA from Neoarthrinium moseri, 669 nucleotides. RefSeq lists its product as uncharacterized. The transcript has a single exon. The record is from RefSeq and is a predicted model, not a curated record. The coding region runs from base 1 to 669 and encodes 222 amino acids. Lineage: Eukaryota; Fungi; Ascomycota; Sordariomycetes; Amphisphaeriales; Apiosporaceae.